Molecule: messenger RNA, 4737 nt
Organism: Magallana angulata
Lineage: Eukaryota; Metazoa; Mollusca; Bivalvia; Ostreida; Ostreidae
Exons: 15
Coding region: 7-3447 (1146 amino acids)
Source: RefSeq, a predicted model, not a curated record
GCGUCGAUGAUUCGACGCUCAGCAAAAACAUGUAAACACUUUGAAGUUAAUUCUUGGAAUUUCCUCACACAAGGCCUUCUCAUUCUGAACAUGUUGUGUUUAGACCAGUUAAAAACCAAAGACGAUGACGAGACAGGUAAUGGGGACCUGAAUCCCUCUCCUGCAAUUAAUCUUCCUGUAAACUUAGAAACUGGUAAUACUCAUCCCUCCAGUAAUGUUGAAAACGAGCUCAGUUUGUCAGCACAAGAUGCCACAAUAGACAGCCAAAGUUCAUGUAAAUCUGAAUCUGUGGAGGGUGUUGUUCAGCCUGGCCAGGUGUGUAGUGUAACAGAGAGUGAUGAAAACUCGUUCGUACCUGGACUUGAGUCAGGUGUCGAGUCUGAGGAACCUCAUAACCCUUCACAUCACCAACACUUUACAGAAAAUACACAUAUUGAGGGGUCUCAACAUUGUGUGAAAUCAGAGGGGGGACAUAAUUGCAAUAAAUCGGACGAGAAACGUAGUUUGUCUGUAAACCAACAAAUGUCAGAGUCAUCAGGAGAUAUUUCACCUGAGCUCCAGCAAUCAAAUAAGUUGAGGGGAAGUAUCUCACCUGUUGUAAAACAACCGGAGGAGUCAGGGAAUGAUUCAUCCAUCAUUCACCCACCACAUCAUCAACAGAAUGAGAGCCCCUUGUCACAGUUUACCUGUGGAGACUUGGUGUGGGUCAAGUUGAUGAACACACCUUGGUGGCCAGCAAAGGUGGAUGGAGUGCAAGAGACAGGAAAUAAACAUUUCAUCAGAGUGGAAUUUUUCAAUGAAAAUGCCAUAGAGUUUAUUAAAGAUUCCAAGAAAAUCAAAAUGUUUGAGUGUCCAGAGAAGGAAACCUUCAUCAAAAAAGGCAUGCAAAAUAAAUCAAAAGACAGAGCAGCUUUAUUCAGUGAAGCAUAUAAAUUGGCUGUUGGUGAUAUAUCAGAUGGGGCAAAAGUAGAACAAUCGCCUUGUGAUGGAAAGGGCUCAAAUGGACUUUACAAAUCUGUAAUGGACUCUUCAGUACAAUCCUCCAGUGAUGGGAAGGGUUGCACAGAUAUCUCUGGCGAGGUGCUAAAAUCUUCACAGAACUCUUCAGUUGAUAGUAGUGGCCCAGAGAGGAGCUUGUGUGACAACCAGAGUUCUACAUCUUUAAGUGAAAAUCAGAAAUUUAAGAAAGUGUCACUGACAGCCGUCAAAAGAAAACGACAAAACAGUAACAAAGGUGCCAUCAGUAGCAAGAAAAGGAAAGUUCAGGAUACGAGUGACACAAAAGUGAACCAGUCAAAUCUUCCAGCGACAGAGGACCAGUCAAUUCAGUCGACCAAGCGAAGAGGAAGAGGACGGCCACCAUUGUGUAAAAGCAGUGGUAACGGAGUACCAAAUGUAAAAAGUGUUAAAACAAAAGACAAACAACAAAGGAUUACGAAAGCUGUGUCAAGGAAAACUCAAUUAGCCAAGGAAAGAAAUUAUUCUCGGCAAGGACAGAGAAAUGUUGGGAAAACAAAGAGCCGUAAACUUCCCAACAAUAUGUCAAGAACCAAGAAGAAGCAUCAAGAGAAAAUGGAGACCAUGAAGGAGAUUGAGGAGGAAAGGACAGAGGAACUGUACGGAGGGACGGAUACCGGAUACUCCGAGUCUAGCUCUCCCAUACCCUACAGAGACGACGUAUCCGAGUCGAGCUCUCCCAUACCCUACAGAGACGAUGUAUCCGAGUCAAGCUCUCCUAUACCCUACAGAGAGAACGUAGACUUGGGUAUGUGUCUCAGUGAACAGACUAACUGUAAUCUACAGCAGAGAUCUUGUGUCUCAGAGAAAACUCGUCUACGCAAGUCAGAGACUAUGGACUGUGACCCCAAACCACUAGUCAAGUUUAAGAGAAAGAAGUCCAGUGAAUCAAAGGCAAAGGAUCAAGACUCAUUACCGUCCUUAUGUAAUCGUAGUAUACGCAGGAAAGGACGUCCUCAAAAACCAUCGAAGAAAAUGAAAAACAAGAAGAAAAACAGGCACAAGAAAAACAGCACUCCAGAGGAGGAUGACCACAUUGAUGACAAAGAAUUAAAUGAUAAUGUUGACUCUGUGUACACCGAGGCUAGUUCUCCAAUACCAUACGGAGGUCAUGUGGAUUCUGAGGGGAUUUCAAAUCAUGGAAGAAAUGCUGUAAGUGUUCUAGAAGACUCUUUGUAUCUGCCCACCCCUACACGCUCUUUUAUCAACUCAGAAGCUGUUCAGUCAAAUUGUGAUGCUGAAACCAAUCAACUCAAUGGCUGUGCCAGGGAAGAAAUCGGCAGGGAAGGCUUUGACCCAAAUCUUGACGUGGAUGACUGCUAUGGGAGUGAUUCCGACGAUGAAGAUCUGCCUGAUGUCUUGACCCCCUCCAGACAAGCAGCUGUAAUACAGGAGAAGGACAUUGUUUGGCUGAAGUGGAAGGGCUGUCCUGUCUGGCCCGCCAUUGUCAAAAGACUGCACAGGAAAAAGAAGAGGAUUCUGAAAGUGUCCCUGUUGGUUGUUGAACCUCACAGAUACAUCCCCAAAAAGUUCACCAUGAAUUACAACCCUAGGUCAAUCCUGCCAUACAACUCCAAGGAAUCGGACAUCUUCAUGGAGCAGGGCUACAGCCUUGAGGGGGAGGGGCGCCAGAGGUUCACAAAGGCGGUGGACCUGAUCCACAGCUACAUGACGCGGAAAAUCCUGGGGACCCUCAAAAAGGAGGACGUUGAGUUCAUGGAAUGUCUGGGAGACUUUCCGGAGCUGGGUGAGAGUUCCCCUCUCUCCUCACCGGUCACUGACCAGGAGGCCCUGCCCCCCUCCCCUCUGCCGUCAGAGGCCAGCGAGGGCAGCCAGGAAGACAGUCUUGUGUGUGUGGGGGUGGAGGAACCAAAGUCAGACCCAGAGAUUGCCAAAAGGUAUGAGAAGAUUAAAGAAAGGAAUGAACCGUUAGUGGAGUUUUUGAAGACCAAUGAAGUCAAGGAUUAUCUUUUGGAUAUUCUGAGAGAAAAGAAGAAGAGUGAGAAACAUACCACUUACAAGUUUGGUCUGUCCAAGGCAAGGGACGCGCUGAAGAAUCCAGGAUUUGGACCCAUCGCUGAUGAAAGCCAACAGGAGGAUGUUUUAUUUACCAUGGUGAACUGGUACAAACAAGAGACGAAGCCGUCUCCCAAAGAACUCCCAGAUGUGAACUAUGUACUGGACGUCUGGGUCCCUGAGGGUAUUGUGUACGCCUUGAUAAAGAUGAAGAAGUACUCUCGUAAGAAGGCGUGGGAACAGUUUGAGAAGGGUGUGUUCAUGACGAAGCGCGAAAAGGCUGAGGUUCACGAGUCUCUACUUGAGAGCGCCUCGAGGAUUUCCCCGGAAGACAGGCAGAGGUAUGAGGAAAACCUCCGCCACAGAAUGGACCUCAUCUCUCACCUCAGUGGACUCCAAAAUGUCAUCUUCUGACCUCUCACCUUGGUGGAAUCCAAAAUGUCAUCUUCUGACCUCUCACCUCAGUGGACUCCAUAAUGUCAUCUUCUGACCUCUCACCUCAGUGGACUCCAAAAUGUCAUCUUCUGACCUCUCACCUUGGUGGAAUCCAAAAUGUCAUCUUCUGACCUCUCACCUCAGCAGUCUCAUUACCUCAUUAGACUUCAAAACCUUUGGAUAAAAAAAAAACCCUUAACUGGAUGGAAGUCCAAAAAAUAUAGACUAUCAACAAAGGAUGACUGUUGGAAAAUUUCUUCUCAAUCACCUCAAUCAGAUUUUUGACUAGUAUGACUUUUUGACUAGAAUUUUUAUUGUUUAUGUAUACAGCUCAGUGAUUAAACUCCUGUACUUAAUGCUUAAGCUGGUAACUAGAACGAGUGUUCAUGUACUUAAAAUAAUCGAUUUUUUGCCACUUAUGUAAAUCUGGUUGAAUCAUUGAGUCAAAUUGUUUUACUUAGAAUUUCAGUUUCAGACCUUAUAAGCAUUUGAUCAAUGUGUAAUUAUAUUUAAUUGGUGAAAUGAGGAAACUUUUCCCCUUCAUCAUUAUUUUCAGUGAGAUUCGCCUGUAGUCUUUGUUUGUCCAUUGUUAUGUUUUAAGGAGUCACUAAUCUUGGAUGUUAAAAUCUCUGGCUUGUUUGAAUAUUCCUGCCGUCAUUAUGACCAUUUUCCCAUCAUUGUGUCUUAUGUUUCCGAAAGAAUGAUGUUAAACAUACUACGGUAGUCUACGAUAAGAUAUAUUGGUUGUACAUACUGAAUCAAUACCGGUAGUUCUUUCAAAGAAGUUAAGACACCAUAUUCAACUUUAAGCGAGAUCUUUCGAUUUAUAUUCUUGUAAAGAAGCCAUGAUAAAUGUACUUGCUUUGCUCAAUUACUUGGCAGAUGAAAUGUACCCAGUUCCUUUUAAAAAAGUGUAAAAGAGUGUAUUUACAUAUUAAUGUUGUGGUGUGUCUGUGAUAAUUUAAGAGUGCGAGAAGCUUAAGGCAUUAAACAGAUAUAUACAGUGUGUUUAUUAUAGGACACAAGUCAGAAAGGAGUUGUUUUGUAAUGAACUCUAGGGUGAAUUAAGCAUUAUAUCCACAUUUAUUCAAAGAAUAGAAGUGCAAAAAAAACAAUUUGCCACAAAUUAUGUAAACUUAAUUUGUAAUAUGUACAAAUUUGUAAUAUAUUCCUAAAUGAUGAUUUCCCAAUUGUGAUUUUACAUUCUCAAAUUUUAACCUGUGUUUUUUUUUUCAUAUUUUAUAAAUCCGCAAUAAAGGAAAUAAACAA